AUGGGAGCGGCUCUCUUGUCGGACCACGCGGCGGAGGUGCUGAUUCCGGCGGCCGCGGCGGUGGGGAUCACCUUCGCGCUUGUUCAGUGGUUGCUGGUCUCCCUGGUGAAGCUGUCCCCCGCCGACGACCGCCCCUCCACCUCAUCCUCUUCCUCGUCCUGCGGCGGCGAGAACGGGCAACCCGACUACCUCGUCUUGGAGGAAGAAGAAGGCCUCGACGAUCGCGCCGUCGUCCUCAAGUGCGCCGAGAUCCAGAGCGCCAUCUCCGAAGGUCACUCCCAUCCCUCAGGCUCAUCUUCCUCUUCCAACGUAAAAUGACAAGGCCAUUCCUUCCGAUGUCUCCCGGCAGAUCUAUCCUCCUUCCAGGUCUUCUUCUAGCCUAGGGUUUCGUUAUCCUUCUCGCUGGUCUUUUGCUAGUCUAGGGUUUCGUUAUCCUUCUCGCUGGUCUUCUGCUAGUCUAGGGUUUCUGUCCAGCCGAUUUAAUCUGAUCUGUUCCUGCGGAGGAUUGAUUGCAGGGGCGACCUCAUUUCUCUUCACGGAGUACCAGUACGUGGGGGUGUUCAUGGUCGCUUUCGCCGUCCUGGUCUUCCUCUUCCUCGGCUCUGUGGAGGGGUUCAGCACGGAGGACCAGCCCUGCACCUACAGCAAGGACAAGGUCUGCAAGCCCGCCGUCGCCAACGCCCUCUUCAGCACCAUAGCCUUCCUCCUCGGAGCCACCACCUCUCUGGUCUCUGGCUUCCUGGGGAUGAAGAUCGCCACCUACGCCAAUGCCAGAACCACGCUCGAGGCGAGGAAGGGCGUUGGAAAGGCCUUCAUCGCCGCCUUCCGGUCAGGUGCUGUGAUGGGUUUCUUGCUGGCGGCGAACGGGCUGCUGGUCCUCUACGCCGCCAUCAAUCUCUUCAAGCUUUACUACGGAGACGACUGGGAGGGCCUCUUUGAGGCAAUCACCGGCUACGGCCUCGGCGGCUCGUCCAUGGCCCUCUUCGGGAGAGUUGGCGGCGGCAUCUACACCAAAGCUGCUGAUGUCGGGGCCGAUCUCGUCGGCAAAGUCGAGCGGAACAUCCCCGAAGAUGAUCCGAGAAAUCCGGCGGUGAGACUCUCAUCCCCUGCAUAGUUAUCUAGCAAUCCAAUGAAGCAAACACCCUCAAGACCCAUUAUACUGAUCACAUUAGCAUCCACAUAGCCUUCACUGACCUGCUUCAUCCAUUUGGAGGGCUAAUUGCUGCUGGAAUUGCUCUGUUUUUUUUUCGUGCUGUGCUCUUCUCUUCUCAGGUGAUCGCUGACAAUGUGGGCGAUAACGUUGGGGAUAUUGCCGGGAUGGGUUCCGAUCUCUUUGGCUCAUAUGCAGAGUCAUCUUGUGGGGCACUUGUUGUCGCCUCCAUCUCCUCAUUUGGAAUCAAUCAUGAACUUGCUGCGAUGCUCUAUCCCCUGCUCGUUAGCUCCAUGGGCAUCAUUAUAUGCCUGAUCACCACCCUCUUCGCGACAGACUUCUUUGAGAUCAAGUCCGCCAAAGACAUUGAGCCCGCGCUGAAGCGGCAGCUCACCAUCUCCACCUCUCUCAUGACCGUCGGCAUCGCGAUUGUCAGCUGGAUUGCCCUGCCGCCGACCUUCACCAUCUUCAACUUUGGGGAACAGAAGAUGGUGACCAACUGGUAUGCAUCUCUGCUGUGGCCCUCUCCUGAUGACCAGACGGUCUCCUUGACGCCAUCCAAUUGAUCACGAAUCGUCGACUGUUUGGCGGGGGGCUGUUCUUCUGUGUCACCGUGGGCUUGUGGGCUGGUCUCGCCAUUGGGUUUGUGACUGAAUACUACACCAGCAAUGCAUACAGGUACUCGCAGAUCUAUCUCCUUUCUGAUUAGUAGAGGCCCAGAUGGGGUGCUGUGCUCAUCUUCUCACAAGCAGUUGUCUUGCGGAGGUUGGUGUAGCCCCGUGCAAGAUGUUGCCGACUCCUGCAGAACAGGGGCCGCCACGAAUGUCAUCUUCGGCCUUGCGCUCGGCUACAAUUCAGUCGUUGUCCCAAUCUUUGCAAUCGCCAUCAGCAUCUUCAUCAGCUUCAGCCUCGCAGCCAUGUACGGCAUUGCAGUGUCUGCACUUGGGAUGCUGAGCACGAUUGCCACAGGGCUGGCGAUUGAUGCAUAUGGGCCGAUCAGUGACAAUGCCGGAGGCAUUGCUGAGAUGGCCGGCAUGAACCAUCAGGUUCGGGAGAGGACUGACGCUCUCGAUGCUGCUGGCAACACCACUGCUGCUAUCGGGAAGGUAAUUAUCCCUUCAAAUCAUAGUCCAUACUGAUUUUCACUGAGGAUGAUUAUAAAGAUCGUGCUCCACCUGCAACUGUAUGCAGGGAUUUGCGAUCGGCUCUGCUGCUCUGGUCUCUCUGGCACUCUUUGGGGCAUUUGUGAGCCGGGCGGGCAUCUUGACUGUGGACGUCCUCACACCAAAGGUCUUCACUGGGUUGAUUGUGUGGGCGAUGCUUCCCUACUGGUUCUCUGCCAUGACCAUGAAGAGUGUGGGCAGUGCAGCACUGAAGAUGGUGGAGGAGGUCCGCCGGCAGUUCAACACAAUCACCGGCCUGAUGGAGGGCACGGCCAAGCCCGACUAUGCCACCUGCGUCAAGAUCUCCACCGAUGCCUCCAUUCGAGAGAUGAUCCCCCCAGGGGCCCUCGUCAUGCUCACGCCGCUCAUUGCCGGCACCAUCUUUGGUGUGGAAACCCUUGCCGGUCUUCUUGCUGGGGCACUUGUCUCAGGGGUUCAGGUGAUCGAACACCCUCUCCAAAAAUAGAAGCUUUUUUAAACCCAUGUAUCAACUGUUUAUCUAUCUUUUCCUUGCUGAUAAUAACCCCAAUGAAUGCUCUAUCAGAUUGCUAUCUCUGCAUCGAACACCGGCGGGGCCUGGGACAAUGCCAAGAAGUACAUAGAGGUCGUUCAUCUCAGCUCUCCUCCUUUGUUUUCCAUGUAACCAAAGAAUAGGUUCUUACUGUCAUUUCAAGCUGUCUAAAUUCAGGCUGGGGCUUCAGAGCAUGCCCGAUCACUGGGGCCGAAGGGUUCUGACUCUCACAAUGCGGCGGUGAUCGGUGACACCAUCGGGGACCCGCUCAAGGACACAUCUGGGCCGUCGCUCAACAUCCUCAUCAAGCUCAUGGCCGUUGAGUCCCUUGUCUUUGCACCCUUCUUUGCCAAGCACGGAGGCCUCCUCUUCAAGAUAUUCUGA
Messenger RNA from Spirodela intermedia, 3208 nucleotides. Lineage: Eukaryota; Viridiplantae; Streptophyta; Magnoliopsida; Alismatales; Araceae. The record is from the annotation of a GenBank genome assembly.